Malassezia globosa CBS 7966 is the source of this 1590-nucleotide messenger RNA. RefSeq lists its product as uncharacterized. NCBI's taxonomy places the organism in Eukaryota, Fungi, Basidiomycota, Malasseziomycetes, Malasseziales, Malasseziaceae. Gene Ontology annotation, cellular component: mitochondrion. The transcript has a single exon. The record is from RefSeq and is a predicted model, not a curated record. The coding region runs from base 1 to 1590 and encodes 529 amino acids.
AUGCCAGCAACCACAUUGGCUGGUGUAGCUAGUGCUCGCCGUUCGUAUGUGAAUCCAAGAGCGUGGCAUAUCAUUCGUGCUCCCAUUGGAUACGUCCGCUCUGGACUACGCAUCAGUCAAGGCAACUCAUUCCAUGUCACGGCACGCUUGCCAUAUGCAUCUUCAGAUUCGAUUACAUGGAGUAAAAAAAACAGUCAAAUUAACAAGAAGGAAGAGAAAAAGCCUGAGAAACAAGAACACGAGCCGGAUCGUCCUUUCGACAAGGAACCGUCCAUGCCGCUCGUUAGUCCUACGGCGGAAGACUUACUCAAGCAGCGCUUUCUUCAUGCUCAAAAACGUUCACCUGGAAAUACGCUUAUGACGGGAGGUAGCGGCAGCCCGAAAGACAUGCCUUCGUUCCUUCGCGGACGCAGUGUACGUGAACUAGUGGAUGCCACCAAAACUAACACAGAUAAGGAUCUUGGCCUACCCUCGAGUUCAACAGUGACGCAGUCAUCUGCAUCCUCUACGCCGGCUUCGUCGUCUGCCUCGCAGGUCCCUGACGAUACGAGUCUCAUGGGGAUGGCAUCGUCGUCUUCUUCCAAGUUAGGAAGUGGCCGGAAAAGCGAGUUGACAAAGACGCGCACACCUAUGGACAGCUUGGAGAGCUCGUUUUCCGAAAAUACCGUUGGUCCGUUACCAACAUUUCAGACCCCAGCUUUGGCCCCGAUCCAGCGCGGCGACAUGUCCCUAUUACCUGACCAGCCCUUCGACUCGCAUGUGUUUGUACGGCAGCUCGAAGCUGGAGGCUGGAAAGCACACGGUGGGGCGUUCCCUGUGACGACGUCAGAUAUGCCAGCAUCGGAUGUAACCUCCUCAAAUGAGAGCGUACCUCAUCGACAUGAUCCUGCAGAAGCGAUCAUGGAUUUGACACGUUCUCUGCUCAAAGAACAUGGCAAGAAACUGAUUCACCAGCACAUCAACCGAAGUGAUCUCGAUAACCAGCUCUAUCUAUUCUCGUCCGCACUGGCCGAACUACGCACAGAAGUGCGUGUCAGAGCGCGGAACGAUGCCGCUGCACUACGUAGCAUCACCUUGCUUCUCGAGCGCGAGAUCGAUGGACUUACGCAGAAACUGCAGUCCGAUAUCGAGCAGUUGAAGCACGAUAUCCAAGUGGAGCAAAAUACCCGCAAGACCGAAGUGCAGGAGGAAAGCAACAAUCUAGAGCAGGAAAUUCAGGACCUGAACAACCGCUUCACGAUCUUUCUCAGUGAUCUUCGUACUGAGAUUGAGCAGAGCAUCAAAUGGGAUACAACACGUCGCGCUUUGGCGCUCGUUUUUGGCAUUGUGGCUAUCAUGGUGUGUACCUUGGCCAUGGCGGACUAUUUCACUCGUACACCGGCGCAACAAGUACCUGAAGCUGAUGCGGCGCACGGCACGUCACAGCAUGGAACGUCGCCCUCACCACCCAUCCAACAUGCACCGCGUGUUCCGGUGCCCAUCGAUCAUACCCUGGCAGACGACCACGACGCCCAAAGAAUACCGCCACAGUCGGCUGAGGAGCUCGGUCUUUUGCCACGCUACGACGCCGAUGAAGUUCGUUACGUGUAG